This is a messenger RNA of Colletotrichum graminicola M1.001, 1452 nucleotides long. RefSeq names its product cytochrome oxidase assembly protein. Gene Ontology annotation, cellular component: mitochondrial inner membrane. The transcript is spliced from 2 exons. NCBI's taxonomy places the organism in Eukaryota, Fungi, Ascomycota, Sordariomycetes, Glomerellales, Glomerellaceae. Gene Ontology annotation, molecular function: oxidoreductase activity, acting on NAD(P)H, heme protein as acceptor. The coding region runs from base 1 to 1452 and encodes 483 amino acids. Gene Ontology annotation, biological process: heme A biosynthetic process. The record is from RefSeq and is a predicted model, not a curated record.
AUGGCGUCUUUCGCACCCGGCUUGCGGAGGCUCGCACUGAGGGCAUCUCCUACGCUCUCUGUAUGCCGACAAUGCCAGCGCCAGCAGCCGCAAUGGCAGCGCUCGUCUCCGUCUCAUAUCAUCGACAGAAUCGCACGAUCCCAGCAGAUCCGAAGCUUCAACCAGACUAAGGCGCCAUUGAGCUUCAGCAGCAAUGCCAUCGCCGAGAAGGCCUCCCCGAUUGCCGAGCAAGCUGCCGCGGCGGCGAAGGAGGGCAUUCAGACGAGCGCGUGGCCCGAGACAAACUCCAAGUCCGUUGGCUACUGGCUCGUUGGCAGCGCCAUCAGCGUUUUUGGAAUUGUUGUCUGGGGUGGCCUCACGAGGUUGACUGAAUCUGGCUUGAGCAUCACGGAAUGGCGUCCCGUAACCGGCUCCUUCCCGCCACGAAACCAGGAAGACUGGGAAUCCGAGUUCGAAAAGUACCGCGCGUCCCCCGAGUUCAAGCUCCUCAACCCGCACAUGGACAUGGCCGAGUUCAAGAAGAUCUACUUCAUGGAGUGGUCCCACCGCCUCUGGGGUCGCUUCAUCGGAAUGUCUUUUGUCCUGCCUACCCUGUACUUCAUCGCCCGCCGCCGUGUCACCCCCAAGAUGGCCCUGAACCUCUGUGGGAUCUCCUGCCUCAUCGGCUUCCAGGGCUUCAUUGGCUGGUGGAUGGUCAAGUCGGGCCUCAAGGACGACCUUUUCGCUCCAGGGUCCCACCCGCGCGUCUCCCAGUACCGCCUGACCGCCCAUCUCGCUACGGCCUUCGUCUGUUACUCUUGGAUGCUCCUCUCGGCCCUCUCCAUCUUCCGCACCCGCCGUCUGUUGGCUGACCCCGUCGCCGCCACCAAGGCCUUUGCCGCGCUACAGAAUCCGGCCAUCAAGACGUUCCGUCGCCUCUCAUUUGGUCUCGUCGCCCUGGUCUUCACCACCGCCAUGUCCGGUGCCCUCGUCGCUGGCCUCGACGCUGGCCUCAUCUACAACGAGUUCCCCUACAUGGGUCUGGGCCUGACUCCGCCGUCCAAGGAGCUCUGGGACAACUUCUACUCCCGCAAGGAGGAUGGCUCUGACCUCUGGUGGCGCAACAUGCUCGAGAACCCCAGCACCGUCCAGCUGGACCACCGCAUCCUUGCCAUGACCACCCUGUGCUCCAUCCUCUCCCUCUUUGCGUACUCCCGUACCCGCCGUGUCGCUGCCGCUCUCCCCAAGGACGUGAAGAAGGGUGUUCUGGGCACCGUUCACCUGGUUCUGAUGCAGGCCGCACUCGGCAUCAGCACCCUCAUCUACAUCGUCCCCGUCCCCUUGGCUGCGGCUCACCAGGCCGGCGCCCUGGCACUGCUCACCGGCGCCUUGGUUCUGGGCCACCGCCUACGUGUGCCCAAGUCCACGCUAGCCAUGAUCCAGAGGCGGAUCAAGACUGCCAAGUCCCAAUAA